This is a messenger RNA of Cryptomeria japonica (Japanese cedar), 597 nucleotides long. Its product is annotated as G-type lectin S-receptor-like serine/threonine-protein kinase At2g19130. The transcript is spliced from 2 exons. Bases 1 to 597 code for a protein of 198 amino acids. Gene Ontology annotation, molecular function: protein kinase activity; ATP binding. The record is from RefSeq and is a predicted model, not a curated record. Lineage: Eukaryota; Viridiplantae; Streptophyta; Pinopsida; Cupressales; Cupressaceae. Gene Ontology annotation, biological process: protein phosphorylation.
AUGCCCAAGGGCUCUUUAAAUUCCUUACUGUUUAAGAGUAAUUGCAAAAGUAAAGGAGAAGUGCUCGACUGGAAGACCCGAUUCGAGAAUGCAGUAGGCACUGCAAGAGGUUUACUUUAUCUCCAUGAGGAAUGCAGAGAUUGCAUCAUCCACUGUGAUGUUAAACCUGAAAACAUUCUGCUAGAUAGUAAUUUGUCACCGAAGUUGGCCGAUUUUGGAUUGGCAAAGCUUGUGGGUAGAGAUUUUAGCCACUUUUGGCAUGACGCUGUUGGAAACUUGGAAAUCAUUUCUGGGCGAAGAAAUCUAGAUUUAACCGCGCAAGAUUCAAGUUUGUAUUACUUUCCUCCGUGGGCUGCAACUCAAAUGCAGCAGGGGAAGACGAUGAAUAUUGUGGAGGAGGGUGUUGCAGAGGAGGCAGACAUGGAAGAGGUGAGAAGAGCAUGUGUUGUAGCGUUAUUGUGCAUUCAAGAGGAGGAGGAAGUGAGGCCUAGCAUGGGGCAAGUGGUGCAGAUGCUGGAAGGGAAGAUGGAGCUUCAAACUCCGCAGAUUCCGAGCUCUGCGGUUAGGCCACCACACCGAAGCGACACAAGCAGCUAG